Messenger RNA from Anoplophora glabripennis (Asian longhorned beetle), 808 nucleotides. RefSeq lists its product as uncharacterized. The record is from RefSeq and is a predicted model, not a curated record. NCBI's taxonomy places the organism in Eukaryota, Metazoa, Arthropoda, Insecta, Coleoptera, Cerambycidae. The transcript has 2 exons. Bases 227 to 634 code for a protein of 135 amino acids.
UGUUAAUGGUCAAACAAUUGUCCAUGUAUUCGAUCCCCCACAUCUUUUGAAAGGUAUAAGGAAUAAUUUAAUUAACAAAAAUUUAAUUUGGAAAAAAAAUAAAGAGAUAUACACAGCCAAGUGGGACCACAUUACAAAAGUGUAUAAUAUUGACAAUUCAUCUGGUGAUUUACGAUUGUUGCCAAAGUUAACAGAGUGCCAUGUUGUUCCUCAAAAAAUAAAAAAGAUGAAGGUGUCGAUUGCUGCUCAAGUUUUCAGCCACUCAGUUGCUUCGGUGAUGCAGCUUCUGUCUAAAGUAAAUUUACCAUUAAGUGAAAAUAAUUUAGAUGCUUCAGGAAGCCAAACUGCAGAAGUUUUGAAAUUUUUUGAUAAAUUAUUUGACAGUGUGAACGGUAAUACACUCUUUCCUAAAAACGGAAAAAUUUUAAAAUGUGCAGUUAGCUCUUCAUCAGGACAUGUUAUGUUUUGGAGGGAAGCAAGAAAUCACCUUAAAAAUAUGUACUUUGUAAAUGUGAUCUCUAAAGAAGAAAUGGUUCCGCCAUCACUUAAAAACUGGAUCCGCACCCUUGCCGGAAUGGAGGAACUUUUAAAGAUUCUUAAAGAAAAUAAUAUUACUUUUUUAGGCCUAAAAUGAUAAAUCAAGAUCCGAUUGAAAAUUUUUUUGGCCAGCUACGACAACAUGGAGGACGAAACGUUAACUCAACAGUGCCACAUUUUAAACAAUAUUAUAAAACAUUAUUACUUAAUAAUUUUAUAACACGACAUUAUUUGUCUGCAAACUGUGAAAAUGACAGUUCAUUUAAUAUUA